Saccharomyces mikatae IFO 1815 is the source of this 1656-nucleotide messenger RNA. RefSeq names its product dolichyl-P-Man:Man(7)GlcNAc(2)-PP-dolichol alpha-1,6-mannosyltransferase (gene ALG12). Gene Ontology annotation, biological process: protein N-linked glycosylation. The coding region runs from base 1 to 1656 and encodes 551 amino acids. The transcript has a single exon. Lineage: Eukaryota; Fungi; Ascomycota; Saccharomycetes; Saccharomycetales; Saccharomycetaceae. Gene Ontology annotation, molecular function: alpha-1,6-mannosyltransferase activity. The record is from RefSeq and is a predicted model, not a curated record. Gene Ontology annotation, cellular component: endoplasmic reticulum membrane.
AUGCGUUGGUCUGUUCUCGAUACAGUGUUAUUGGCUGUGAUUUCCUUUCAUCUGAUUCAGGCACCUUUUACCAAAGUCGAAGAAAGCUUUAAUAUUCAGGCUAUCCAUGACAUUUUAACGUACAGUGUAUUUGACAUUUCUCAAUAUGAUCACUUGAAGUUCCCGGGUGUGGUCCCUAGAACAUUCAUCGGUGCUGUCGUUACUGCCAUGCUGGCCAGACCUUAUCUUUACUUCAGUUCUUUAAUUCAAGAUUCUAGACCUACUUCUAUCGAUGUUCAAUUGGUUGUUAGAGCUAUUGUUGGCCUCACCAAUGGGCUUUCAUUCAUUUAUUUGAAGAAUUGUUUGCAAGAUAUGUUUGACGAGAUCACGAAAAAGGAAAAGGAAAAAAAUGAUGAAGAGGAUAUAUGUAUAUACGAUAGCGUCGGUUCGUGGUUCCUUUUAUUUUUAAUUGGCAGUUUCCAUCUUAUGUUUUACAGCACUAGAACUUUGCCCAACUUUGUCAUGACUCUCCCUUUAACUAACGUUGCAUUGGGGUGGAUUUUAUUGGGUCGUUAUAAUGCAGCUGUUUUUCUAUCUGCAUUCGUCGCAAUCGUGUUCAGAUUAGAAGUUUCAGCUUUAAGUGCUGGUAUUGCCUUAUUUAGUGUUAUUUUCAAAAAGAUUACAUUAUUCGGUGCUAUUAAAUACGGAAUUUUUGGUUUAGGUCUUGGUUCCAUCAUAAGUAUAACCGUUGAUUCAUACUUCUGGCGGGAGUGGUGUUUACCUGAAGUGGAUGGCUUCUUGUUUAACGUUGUGGCCGGACACGCUUCCAAAUGGGGAAUUGAGCCAGCCACUGCUUAUUUUACCCAUUACUUGAGAAUGAUGUUUAUGCCGCCAACAGUUCUAUUGCUAAAUUACUUCGGUUAUAAAUUAGCUCCUACGAAAUUAAGGAUUGUUACACUAGCAUCUUUUUUCCACAUUAUCGUCUUAUCCUUCCAACCUCAUAAGGAAUGGAGGUUUAUCAUCUAUGCUAUUCCCUCUAUCUUGCUGUUAGGUGCCACAGGAGCCGCGCAUCUUUGGGAAAAUAUGAGAAUAAAGAAAAUCACUAAUGUUCUAUUUUUGACUAUAUUACCUUUGUCAAUAGUGAUCUCUUUUCUCAUUUCAAUGGGAUUUCUGUAUAUUUCGAGAAUGAAUUAUCCAGGUGGUGAGGCUUUAACUUCCUUUAAUGAUAUGAUCAUAGACAAGAAUAUCACAAACGUUACUGUCCAUGUUAGCAUACCACCUUGUAUGACGGGCGUUACUUUGUUUGGUGAGUUGGACUACGAUAUAUACGGUGUCAAUUAUGAUAAGACUGAAAAUGCCACUGUCUUGCAGAAAAUGUGGCCUUCCUUUGAUUUCUUGAUUACCCAUGAACCAACCGCUGCUCAAUUACCAUUCGAAAACAUGACUACCAAUCGUUGGGAACUCAUUAGUACAACCAAAAUGUUCACCGGAUUUGAUCCAACCUACAUCACGAACUUCAUUCUUCAAGAAAAAGUUAAUGUUCUCUCUCUGCUUAAGCAAAUCAUUUUCGACAAGACGCCUGCCGUUUUCUUGAAAGAACUGACCACUAAUUCAAUUGUGAAGAACGAUGUCUUUUUCAUAUAUAAAAGAAUCGGACAAAACGAAGAACAACUUUGA